CUUUGAAAUGAUGAGGUUCCAGACCAUAUUCUUGUUGAUGGCAUUGACCACAAUGACAGUAGCCGCCUAUUCACCAACAGAAAAGCAUGCAUUAGACAAACAUGGAGCGAAGAAGAUUUUACAGGUCGAAAACACAGUUGGGAGAGACAUAAACGGGCGUAGUGGUGUUGGAUCUCUUUCUGUACUGGAUGUAAUUGAUGCAAACAGACGAGCAGGAUCAAGAGCAGUUGGAACAUCUCAUGGAAUAGGCAAUGACUUUUUAUCACGCGGGUCAUCAGCUAGUAGAGGAUUGUCUGGGGGUUCUAUUGGAGGCAGGACAUCUGUAACUGAAAUUAUUAGAGGCUCCUCAGCUGGUAUUUCACGUGCUUUAUCUGACGAUGACAGUAUCAGUAACUGUCAUUAUGGGUGUGGAGGAGAUAAAUUAUGUCGUUCAGGACAUAAAUGUAUUCACAAUGGUUGUAGCAGCUACUGCGUCGAAAUUUCUUCUGGAAGUAUAAUUGGUGCAUCUGGAUUGUCGGAUUCUAUAAGAAGGGAAAUAGUUAGAAGUGUGUCAUCUGGCUUGACCAGAGUUUCGAGUAAUGAUGGUCAUUUAUCCUCUGGCAGCAGAAUUGGUUCAUCUGGUCUGGCCAGGGAUUUGGGCCUAUCUAGCAAUUCUCAUUUGGAAACAAUAGGUAGAAGUCGUGGAAUAUCUGGUCAUACAGGUUCUGAUAUUCUUGACGCAACCAACCUUAGACGAAGUGGACUUGAUGUAUUAGACACAGUUUCAUUAAGACGUGGUGGAUCAGUAUACAUGAAACCAGAAUAA
Molecule: messenger RNA, 805 nt
Organism: Mytilus californianus (California mussel)
Lineage: Eukaryota; Metazoa; Mollusca; Bivalvia; Mytilida; Mytilidae
Exons: 3
Coding region: 8-805 (265 amino acids)
Source: RefSeq, a predicted model, not a curated record